Molecule: messenger RNA, 549 nt
Organism: Penicillium canariense
Lineage: Eukaryota; Fungi; Ascomycota; Eurotiomycetes; Eurotiales; Aspergillaceae
Exons: 1
Coding region: 1-549 (182 amino acids)
Source: RefSeq, a predicted model, not a curated record
AUGAAUGGCCUUCUCAAACACUGGGCUCCUUCAGCUAAGAAAGUCUGCUGCACGAGAGCUCCCAACAGUCUACGUCGUGUGCACGAUGGACUUGCUGCCAUGAACCCAAAGGAGAAACUGGAGAAGUUCACGCUCCUCGAAAGACAAAUUCUGCGACCAGACAGAGCAGAGACAUGCCAGACUGGAACCGAUGACGAAGUUGCGCGCCACAAGUCGCCCUACGACCCUACGCAAACAACAGUGGACAAGGAGGUCACGGCUCUGAGGGAGGAAUAUAGACUGGAGGGGGACUUGCAUGAUCCACUCCUUGUGAGCCCCGCGAAUCAACAAUCCAGUCAUAUAUUUCUUUCGGAUGAAGAACGUGCUGUUUAUGGAGUGCCGCCAUUGGGUAGCGUGAAAGGUUGGACCAGCAAACGCAAGAAGGUCCUUCUUCGAACAGAACCAUAUGCCUUUAGGGCAUAUGAAAUCGUGUUCCCUGUAUACAUGACGGACAGAAAGGUUGUGAUGUCUUCAAACCUUGUGCGAUUUUCAUUUUGUGAUACGAGCUAA